AUGUACGAUUUCAUGUUCCUGGUAUCCGUUUGUGAAUUUGAGCCUGCACAUCUGGCUUCCACGGCCUCGAGCGGAAUUGAUACAUUGCCUGCGCCAGGUGCAGGACUUCAGACAAACUAUUUUGAGCGUGGGUCUGGAGAUCUCCUGAUAGCCUCGGUCAACUCCAAGAAAAGACUGCAGCCUUUUGAUGUCAAGUGUCAUGCCUUGACAGCAAGUGCUCUCAAGAUGCAAAACGUUCCCAAAUGA
Molecule: messenger RNA, 246 nt
Organism: Sphaeroforma arctica JP610
Lineage: Eukaryota; Ichthyosporea; Ichthyophonida
Exons: 2
Coding region: 1-246 (81 amino acids)
Source: RefSeq, a predicted model, not a curated record